Messenger RNA from Manduca sexta (tobacco hornworm), 1171 nucleotides. Its product is annotated as pollen-specific leucine-rich repeat extensin-like protein 3. Lineage: Eukaryota; Metazoa; Arthropoda; Insecta; Lepidoptera; Sphingidae. The record is from RefSeq and is a predicted model, not a curated record. The transcript has 4 exons. The coding region runs from base 78 to 1109 and encodes 343 amino acids.
AUUUUUUCAAUGGCAAUACUAAAUAUUGCUAGAUAUAUAAAACGCGGGUAAAUUUACGAUUACUAGACGUCUGGAAGAUGGCGAAGGGCAAAGUCAUAUGGAUAUCUGUUCUCAUCUUGGGCACGGCGUUCGCGCAGCCCCUGCCAAAUCCGCAAUACCCAUUCGAACCCUGCCUGCCCCCGUGCCCAUCCUACGACCCGUGCGCCCCCUGUGAUCCCUGUGCACCCUGCGACCCCUGCGCCCCUUGCGACCCCUGUGAUCCCUGCGUUCCGUACAACCCCUGCGUGGACCCCUGCCCGCCGCCAUGCCCGUCUCCCUGCGACCCAUGCCCGGACCCCAGUGUGGUGCAAGUUGGACCCUGCAAUCCUUGUGGGCCGGCUGUGAAUUAUAUGUACGGGCAAGCGCCAGCAGGUUCCAUAAUCGUGAAACCUGGCCAGCUGAACUUCCCUCCACCGCAGCCGAUACUGGUGAAACCGGGCAGGAUCAACCUCCCCCCUCCUGCAGCAGUCUGGGUGCGUCCAGCAGUGAUCCAGCCCCCCACGCCUCCUCCGAUCAUGGUCCGACCUCCGCCAAUAAAUCCUCCGACGCCUCCACCGUUCUACGUGAGGGUACCGCCUGUGAGGCCACCGAUUCCUCCUCCUAUUGUGGUUAGGCCACCACCCGUGUGUGUGCCAAGACCUCCUCCACUCAGGGUACAACCGCCACCAGUCCUGCCGCCAGUACCAGACGCGAUAGUCAUCCGACCAGCGAAGAUCAUCGUCCCAUCACCACCUACCAUCUGCUUCCGUCCGAACCCGCCCAUAUGCUUCAGGACAUUCGGCAGCGCUUGUAUCUGCCGUCCAGGGCCUGCUGGCGUGAACGGAGUAGGAGAAGGAGCAAACGCCCCUGAACCUUUCGGCCCGUGUGACCCUUGCAAUCCCUGCGGCCCUUACGGUCCCUGCGACCCCUACGCCCCCUGCGACCCUUGCGCGCCCUGCGACCCCUAUGCUCCCUGUGACCCUUACGCCCCCUGCGACCCCAGCAUCCCCUGCGACCCUAGCAGUCCAUGCGUUCCCUGUCCGGGGAUACGCGUUCCCGGCGUACCUUGCAAUCCAUUCCUUCCUGCUUAAUGAAUUAUUAUAAUUAAACAUUUGUACGUGUGUGUGGUUGAAUAUACGGGUAUUUGCAUGUG